GCCUGGGCGGGGCGGCGCGGCGGCCGCUGGCGGCGGUUGCUGGAGCGCGGCGGCGGCCCGGGAGGCGCCGAGGGCGGCGGGCGCGGCAGCGGCGGCGGGCGCGGGCGGCGGGCGGGGGAAGAUGGCGGAGCUCGGUAAGAAGUACUGCGUGUACUGCCUAGCCGAGGUGAGCCCGCUGCGCUUCCGCUGCACCGAGUGCCAGGAUAUCGAGCUCUGCCCGGAGUGCUUUUCUGCCGGCGCCGAGAUCGGCCACCACCGCCGCUACCACGGCUACCAGCUGGUGGACGGCGGGCGCUUCACGCUGUGGGGGCCCGAGGCCGAGGGCGGCUGGACCAGCCGCGAGGAGCAGCUGCUGCUGGAUGCCAUCGAGCAGUUCGGCUUCGGAAACUGGGAAGACAUGGCUGCUCACGUUGGCGCUUCCCGGACUCCCCAGGAAGUGAUGGAGCAUUACGUAAGCAUGUACAUCCACGGCAACCUGGGGAAGGCCUGCAUCCCCGACACCAUCCCCAAUCGGGUGACAGACCACACCUGCCCCAGUGGAGGCCCCCUGUCUCCCAGCCUCACUACCCCCUUGCCUCCCCUAGACAUCUCGGUGGCCGAGCAGCAGCAGCUGGGCUACAUGCCGCUGCGGGACGACUAUGAGAUCGAGUAUGACCAGGACGCCGAGACGCUCAUCAGCGGGCUCUCGGUCAACUACGACGACGACGACGUGGAGAUCGAGCUCAAGCGCGCGCACGUGGACAUGUACGUGCGGAAGCUCAAGGAGCGGCAGCGGCGGAAGAACAUCGCGCGCGAUUACAACCUGGUGCCGGCCUUUCUGGGGAAGGACAAGAAGGAGAAGGAGAAGGCGGCCAAGCGCAAGAUCACCAAGGAGGAGAAGGAGCUGCGGCUGAAGCUGCGGCCGCUCUACCAGUUCAUGUCCUGCAAGGAGUUCGACGACCUGUUCGAGAACAUGCACAAGGAGAAGCUGCUGCGCGCCAAGAUCCGCGAGCUGCAGCGGUACCGGCGGAACGGCAUCACCAAGAUGGAGGAGUCGGCGGAGUACGAGGCGGCCCGCCACAAGCGCGAGAAGAGGAAGGAGAACAAGAGCUCGGCGGGCGCCAAGCGGGGGCGCGAGGACGGCAAGGACGGCGAGUUCGCCGCCAUCGAGAACCUGCCGGGCUUCGAGCUGCUGUCGGACCGCGAGAAGGUGCUCUGCAGCUCUUUAAACUUGAGCCCCGCUCGCUACGUGACCGUGAAAACCAUCAUCAUCAAAGACCACCUCCAGAAGCGGCAAGGAAUCCCCUCCAAAAGUCGCCUUCCUAGUUACCUGGACAAAGUCCUCAAGAAAAGGAUUUUAAACUUCCUCACGGAGAGUGGUUGGAUAUCCAGGGAUGCUUCCUGAAGCCCAGUCCUCCGAAGCCGGCGUGACCUUGACCUGCAGCGCUUGUGAGCCAAAACGACUGGGGUGGGGCUGGGGGAAGGAACCGCUUUUCCCCGUUGUUGCUCUUUUGUAAGCAAAUUGAGUUCCUUUUUUUAGGAUAUAAAUUCUUUUCAUGGUCCUCUGAAAGAAGCAAUAGUAACAAUCUUAUCAUCAGAUCAUGGGGGAAGCAAAUACAUGUACAUUGUAUCGUAGUCCUGAAAGUAAUACAUUAAGAUGACGAUUUGCCUUUAUGUGUUCAGUUUGGAGAAUACGAUGAGAUUAGAUAAUUCCUCUUGUGAGUUUCUUCCCUUUGGUACACAACUAUUGUGCCAGGGUAAAAGGAGCAACUCUCCUUGCUGGCCCACCAGCUGCCAGCUUUACCCUGUGGCACGUGGCACUUUAGAUGGUGGCCAGAGAGGGCAGGUAGGAAGUGAGGCCCAAGGACAGGAGGAGGCACCCUUGGAACUUGGGGAGGCAGCUGGUGUUGAACACAAACAAGCUUCCCUUUAACUGUUGGCAGCGGCAGAGUUUGAGCUCGUAGUUCCCAAACCGCCCCUUGCCUCGUGCACUCUGGGCAGAGCCUGCUGGCUCACUUUGGGAAAAGGCAGUGCCCAGGCAGGCUUCCGUGGGGCAGCACGUCACACGUCAGCGGGAGCACACAGGACCCAUGUGGACGGCCAGAACUGAGCCAGCUGUCCUGGGGGCUCUGCUGGCCGCGUUUUGUGCUGAGCGCCGAAGGUUCCCAGCUGAGUUCUGAGUUCCCACAGUGCCCUCCGGGGGGUCUCCUUGUCAGUUCUCUUUUCACUGAAACUCUGACCAAGCCGGCCUGGCUAAGCAUCUUAACUGCCCGUGCGCCAGGGGCUCUGCACACCAGCCAGGAGACAUGGGCCAGCUCACAUGCUGGUCCUCCCCGAAGCCGGAGCGCAGCUUCUCUGGGUCAGUGUCGUAAACCAGACUCAGAUGUGGCUUCUGGCCAGCUCUGUUCAGCAGUUUUUCCAGGGGCCCUCCUUCAUGGACCACAUGGUACCUUCCCUCUGGAACUUGUUAGUCAUUUGUCUUCCUGCUGCUCAGGGGUCUCAUGUACAAGACCCUGCUUUCGAGUCUGGCGUGACCGUAGACCCAGCACUCAUUCCUCUUGCUGGCCCUGGCUCUCCGACCCCGUAGCUACCAAGACACUGUUUACCUCCCAGAAUGUUUGUUUGGGCCUGAAGUUACAGUGAAGUGAUUGGAAGAAAAAACCCAUCAUUAUUUCCAAGGGUGACUUAAUUACGGUGCCUUUUCCUUUCUUUUGACAUCCUUCUGUCCCCUAGGGUAAAUUUGUCAGCAUUAAAGAAAACAUUUCCUACGUGUUGUAUGUAGCUUUAGUCACCAAGUCCCGUGCAUGCCGGCCAAGUGUGCUCCCUGUUAGCUAAGCCCAGGACUUCUCCUGGACGGGAGCAGAUAGUGAGCCACCGGUGACAUUACUGAGGGCAGGCACCUCCACUGUCCCCUGCGGGCUAACUGCCACGGAUGAGCAGGAAUUGUCUUCCACUGAGCAGUGAGGGGGAGAGGCUGCUAAGGGUUUACAGGUUCAGCCAGUGGUUCUCACCCGGGGCUCCUGGACCAGCAGCAUCAGCCUCCCCUGGGAAGCGGUUAAAAUGCAGACACCCAGGCCCCACCCGCCCUCCUGAGUCCAAAACGAGGGGAGGAGCCCAUGGAGCUGUUUGUCUGAAGCUGCCAGGUGAUCGGACUAACAUUUGAGAACCACUGGCUUUCGCUACGGGGGUAUCGUCAUUCAUUGAUUUUUCUACAGCAGAUGCCUAGUUUGCUGAGGUUUUAAAUUUAGUCUUCAUAUAAAAUGAUUGCCGGACUUUCACUCAGCUUGAGAAGCAAAACAUCCCUGUAAAUGUGCAGCCCAGGCUAAGACCUGUCAAAUGAAAAACUUUGUGCUUAAGCAGGUUUUUCGUAUGUAUGUCUUUUUGGUGGUAUGAAGAAUUUAUUUAGGCUUGACUGUUUUAAAACACCAUAAUGAAUGUAUAAUUAAUUUAUGUUAAAGUAUUAACACUUUGUUACAAGGGAAAAGAUAAGUUUUGAUGGGUUGCCUUUAUCCCGUCAACUCCUGCAAUUCUUACUGUCACAUGAGUCCCUGCCCCACGUUAGCUCAGAGCCUUUACAUUUCUACAUUUCUCACCGUAAAUUAGUCACCAUCAUUCCAUGGAAUUAGGGCUUUUCAGAAUUUAAACUCGAACUUUGAGUCAAGUUUGGUAACUCAGCUUUUCAAAUACUCUCUGGAUGGCCAACAUUCUAAGAAUGUAUUAAAGCAGAAACUCCGACUACCAUUUUUAUUGCCCUUUUACAUAUUAAACAAGUUGAGAACAAAAUAGUGUCACUGAUUGCUUCUUACCACCUGCUCCUCGAGCCUUCAGCGGCUUUUCAGAGCCAGCUUUCAAAAACAGGCUGGGGACAGCAUGUGACAUGUUAGCCCCCCCCUUCCGUCAAAUCAGUUUUUCCUCCAAACCAGUGGCGUUGUUAAGCAGGAACCCUUUCAUGCCCCCUGCCCUCCAAGUAGUGAUGCACGAGAGAGAGGCGCGUCCCCCAUGGAGCCCCGCGGCGCCGCGCUGUGCAGGCCAUCGUUAAGUAGAGCGUGUUGUCCACACCACCGUGUCGGGCUCACUGCCAAACCCGGAAACGCACAUGGUUACCAGCUCCAAUUCCCAGGUCCUCCCAUCGUGGUUAUAAUGCCGACGGGAUGCGUGGGAACCUAACCCUUGUGUCAAGCAGCCUGUGGUAACACUGGUCUCGUACCAUUUCACUUGAUGUCGCAGAACCUGUUGAUGCUAAGUGACGACUCACUAGGUAAUGAAACGCUUUCCUUUUAGUGGUGACUGGAUGACUGGCGUGCAGAACGAGCUCACUGCCUGGAAGCUGCCCAGGCUGUAGGGCGAGGCCUCU
Messenger RNA from Rhinolophus ferrumequinum (greater horseshoe bat), 4333 nucleotides. It is a transcript of the gene TADA2B, whose product is annotated as transcriptional adaptor 2B. Gene Ontology annotation, cellular component: nucleus; SAGA-type complex. Gene Ontology annotation, biological process: chromatin remodeling; regulation of transcription by RNA polymerase II. Gene Ontology annotation, molecular function: chromatin binding; zinc ion binding; transcription coactivator activity. Lineage: Eukaryota; Metazoa; Chordata; Mammalia; Chiroptera; Rhinolophidae. The coding region runs from base 122 to 1384 and encodes 420 amino acids. The record is from RefSeq and is a predicted model, not a curated record. The transcript is spliced from 2 exons.